GCAUUAUACACCACGACAUUAUUAAUGAGUAUUGCAAUCUAUCGUCUCUUCUUCCAUAAACUACGCAAAUAUCCCGGUCCAAUCACUUUCGCGUUGACAAAAUGGACUUCCGUUCCAAUGGAUGCUGCCGGUGAAAGACCACACACAUUCACAAAAUUACACGAUCGAUACGGUGACAUCGUUCGUGUUGGACCAAGAGAAUUAUCGAUCAACGAUCCAAACGCCGUCACUUCUAUUUUGGGCGGAACGAGUAAAUGCGUCAAAGGUCCAUGGUAUCAAGGCGUUCAUGGCGGUAAAGGUGAACGGGCAUUGAAUUUGCACGUUACAAUGAAUCCAACCCAUAGAAGACAAAGAAGAAGAAUUUGGGAUCAAGCAUUCAGCGUACGUGCAUUGCAGUCAUACGAAGAACAAUUGUUAGCCAGUACUCGGCAGGUCAUGCAACAACUCAAUAAACUUGCUGGCGAAAAAGAAGCUGUUCCAGUCGAUCAAUGGUGUUGUCUGUAUUCGUUUGAUAUCAUGGGAGAAUUGGGCUUCUCACGUUCAUUCAACAUGGUUCAAAAAGGGAAAUUCUCCAAUGAGAUUCAUCUUUUGGAGAGCUUCAUGAGUGCCGUAAUGAUUAUCGGGAAUGUGCCUUACCUUUCACACAUCUUGCGCUUGUUGCCUAACCCUUUGGUAGCGUUUGAUGACUAUACGGAAGAAGCUGUGAAAGAACGUGUACAAAGAGAAAAGAAUUUGCAAGCAGACAAAGAGGGUCAAGUCGCUCGUGUUCCCGAUGUUUUCUCUUACCUCUUAGAGGAAGAUACGGAAAACGGAUGGAAACAUACAUGGAAAGAGCUGAUUGCAGACGCUCAAUUGCUCAUCGUUGCCGGCAGUGAUACUUCUUCUUCAACGUUGUCCUUGGCUUUGUACAAUUUGGCCACAAAUCGUGAAUGCUUGGAAAGUUUGAGAAAAGAGCUCGAACAAGUUUUUGGAAAGGAUAUCGAAACGAGUGAAAUUCAAGACUUUGAUGCGUUAAACAAAGAUUGUCCAUAUCUAAACGCAGUCAUCAAUGAAACAAUGCGUUUGUUCCCACCGGUAGCAUCUGGUGUUCAACGUGUGACACCGAACAAAGGUCAAUUUGGCGCAAAAUCCGAUCAAACGGAAAUCAAACUACGAAACAAAAAGAGUUUAUUCUUACCACCUGGAACGGUUGUUUCUAUUCCAACUUCACUCAUUCAACGUGAUCCACGUAAUUUCAGCCCACAUCCUAACAACUUCCGACCUGAACGUUGGAUUUCACCGGAAAGAGAAGAAGCGUUUGAAAAGAAUGCAUUUGUGCCGUUUGGCUAUGGACCUUCAGGAUGUGUAGGAAAGAGCUUGGCAUAUAUGGAAAUGCGUUUAUUCCUUGCGCAAUUUGUAAUGCAAUUCGAUAUUCGAUUAGCAGAAAAUUUCGAUCAAAAUGCUUUCUUGGACGGAAUCAAAGAUACGUUUACCAUGACUCGUCAAAAACCUCUAAACGUUCAAAUC
Messenger RNA from Meira miltonrushii, 1506 nucleotides. RefSeq names its product cytochrome P450. The annotation marks the transcript as partial. NCBI's taxonomy places the organism in Eukaryota, Fungi, Basidiomycota, Exobasidiomycetes, Exobasidiales, Brachybasidiaceae. Gene Ontology annotation, molecular function: oxidoreductase activity, acting on paired donors, with incorporation or reduction of molecular oxygen; iron ion binding; monooxygenase activity. The record is from RefSeq and is a predicted model, not a curated record. The transcript has a single exon.